Molecule: messenger RNA, 942 nt
Organism: Cricetulus griseus (Chinese hamster)
Lineage: Eukaryota; Metazoa; Chordata; Mammalia; Rodentia; Cricetidae
Source: RefSeq, a predicted model, not a curated record
CGGAGCUGCAAGGAAGGCCCGGUGCGUUGGCGCACACCUUUGACCUGAACACGCAGGGGCAGGAGGAUCUCUCUUACACGGACUUCUUCCUGCCACUGCUGAGUCGCUGCCCCUCCGCCAUGGGGAUAAAGAAUAAGGAUGGGGAGACUCCCGGGCAGAUUCUGGGCUGGGGACCCCCCUGGGAUUCUGCUGAAGAGGAAGAGGAUGAAGAGGUCUCCAAGGAGCAGGAGUGGCGGCAGAAGCUGCAGGGCGAGUUGGAGGAUGAGUGGCAGGAGGUCAGAGGGAGGUUUGAAGAGGAUGCUUCUCAUGAGAUGCAGGAACCCGAGUCCUUCUCAGCCUGGUCAGACCGCCUGGCUCGAGAGCACGCCCAGAAACGGCGGCGGCAGCUGGAGGCAGAGACAUCCCGCCGACCCCCAAGGGCUGAGGGCUCCAGUCACAGCUGGCGGCAGCACGAGGAGGAGCAGCGGCUUUUCCGAGAGCGAGCACGGGCCAAGGAGGAGGAACUGCGUGAGAGCCGAGCCAGGAGGGCUCAAGAGGCUCAAGGGGACCGAGGGACAGAGCCUCCCAGGCCUGGGCCCAGGGCAGAACACCCACGAGGGGCAGGAAGGGGCAGCCUCUGGCGCUUUGGUGAUGUGCCCUGGCCAUGCCCUGGUGGGGGGGACCCAGAGGCCAUGGCUGCAGCCUUGGUGGCCAGAGGCCCCCCUCUGGAGGAACAGGGGGCUCUGAGAAGGUACUUGAGAGUCCAGCAGGUCCGAUGGCACCCUGACCGCUUCCUGCAGAGAUUCCGAAGCCAGAUUGAGACCUGGGAGCUGGGCCGUGUGAUGGGAACUGUGACAGCCCUUUCCCAGGCCCUGAACCGCCAUGCAGAAGCCCUCAAGUGACCCUAGGGGAUGAGCAAGAACCUGUGGGGAUGUCGCCAAGGACAGAUGGGAGACGCGGAAG